CGGCGCCUAAAAUUAGGGUUCGCAACGCUGCUAGGCUUCUGUCUUCACGCUCACACAGGCAAAGAGCUGCACAAAAAGCUUCAAGAUCUAAACCCCUAGCCAUGUCUCUGGUAGCGAACGAAGAAUUUCAGCACAUUCUGCGUGUGCUCAACACAAAUGUUGACGGCAAGAAGAAGAUCAUGUUUGCCCUAACCUCCAUCAAAGGUAUCGGUCGUCGUUUCGCCAACAUUGUCUGCAAGAAGGCCGAUGUCGACAUGAACAAGAGAGCUGGAGAACUCUCUGCUGCGGAGCUUGAUAACCUCAUGACCAUUGUGGCGAAUCCUCGCCAGUUCAAAAUUCCAGACUGGUUUUUGAACAGGAAGAAGGAUUACAAGGAUGGGAGGUAUUCUCAAGUUGUUUCCAAUGCAUUGGACAUGAAGCUGAGGGAUGACCUCGAACGCCUGAAGAAGAUCAGGAACCACCGUGGUCUCCGUCACUACUGGGGUCUCCGGGUACGUGGGCAGCACACCAAGACUACCGGACGCAGGGGAAAGACUGUUGGUGUCUCCAAGAAGCGAUAGUCUGCUUUUGCAAUUUCUAUUUCUUAAGCUCCUUGCUGAUGAUGUUUUCAUUUUAGCUUGAGAAAUUUUGCUUCUUUAGUAUAUCUGAGAAUGUCUUUGAACUCUGAAAAUACCUGUUUUGGAUUAUUUCUGGGACGUAUUUGUUAUUUUAACUGAGGCAUAGUUUCUUUAAUUGUAAUUUCCAAAGUGAAUGUGUUCCAAAAUUCUGAAGCCCUUUGUUUUGGUGUCA
Prunus persica (peach) is the source of this 789-nucleotide messenger RNA. Its product is annotated as 40S ribosomal protein S18. The transcript is spliced from 4 exons. Gene Ontology annotation, molecular function: RNA binding; structural constituent of ribosome. Bases 102 to 560 code for a protein of 152 amino acids. The record is from RefSeq and is a predicted model, not a curated record. Gene Ontology annotation, biological process: translation. Gene Ontology annotation, cellular component: cytosol; small ribosomal subunit; ribosome. NCBI's taxonomy places the organism in Eukaryota, Viridiplantae, Streptophyta, Magnoliopsida, Rosales, Rosaceae.